Messenger RNA from Notolabrus celidotus (New Zealand spotty), 6321 nucleotides. It is a transcript of the gene adam22, whose product is annotated as ADAM metallopeptidase domain 22. Gene Ontology annotation, cellular component: postsynaptic density membrane. Gene Ontology annotation, molecular function: metalloendopeptidase activity. Lineage: Eukaryota; Metazoa; Chordata; Actinopteri; Labriformes; Labridae. Gene Ontology annotation, biological process: proteolysis. The coding region runs from base 675 to 3533 and encodes 952 amino acids. The transcript has 32 exons. The record is from RefSeq and is a predicted model, not a curated record.
UGCUGCCCAGAUUUUUAUGCUGCAUUUAGCUGGUUUGGAAGGCAUACAUUGCCUAAAAUAGACUUUAAAAAGGGUCAAUUUGACCCUCAACAUAACAGGAGUGUUAAGGAGGCGCAUUUCCAAUCUGUUAACAAUCCUUUAAAAAAAAAAAUCGAGUUUUACCCAUCCUCAGUCUUCACACUGAUAACGUAACAUGCAAACCUUAAAAACCCUCUCCGUGGUCCCUCAGGUUUGCAAGUCAUUUACGCAGAGACAUAUUUCAUGAUUUCACACUAAGUCAUGUCAAACCAGGUGUUUUAAGAAAAUAUGCAUAAAAGAAAAAUUGCACUGUGGAUGUAUUUGAAUGUUGUCAGUCCUUAAAAUAUGCUCUACACUGGCUCUGAAGUCUGUUUUGUGCCGGAUGGUGUUUAACUCUUGCCUCAGAGCAAUAUCAUUUAGCAAGCUAUCAUAACAUGUCUGGAAAUAAAAUAUCGGCUAAAGGCAAAUCAACAUCUGACGCGCUCUGCGUUCAGACUCGCAAGAACCCUGAUGGCCCCCAUCCGGAGGGACUGCGCUAACCAAACGACCAUCCCCGGUUUCCAGCUCCCCUAGCGAAGGCAGGACCUCGAGAGCCUGCUCCUGGAAUACCGCAUUGUUUUAUAAUUCCUAACAAAAGAGAGGGAGAGGGGAAGGUGAUGAUGCUGAGGAUGCGCCCGCGAUGGUGGAUUUCCCUUUUGUGCGUCUGUGGAUUGAUGCACGUCGGUCAACAGAGCAGCCCUAAUGCCCAAAAUGGAGACGCCUUGUCAAGCUUGAAGGCUAUUCGUGAUGCAGGCAGGUUCGCGGGGAAGGAGGACACAGUGCCUCUCCGCCUGCUCUACAGCAGACACAACCACAGCCAGAUCACAGAGGACGAGCUCAGCACCAGGGUUAGAGCCAGCUCCGGAUCCACGCAGGUGAACCAUGUGGCCCAGGCAAGCUUUCAAGUGGAUGCUUUUGGCAGAAAAUUCAUCUUGGAUGUGGAGUUGAAUCAUGAUUUACUGUCUUCGGGGUACAUGGAGCGGCAUUUGUCAGAGAAAGGGAGGCCAGUCAUCACCAAUGGAGGAGAGCACUGCUACUAUCAGGGGAAGGUCAGGGACUUUCCUCGCUCCUUUGUGGCUCUCUCAACUUGUCAUGGAUUACAUGGGAUGUUUUUUGAUGGCAAUCACACCUACAUGAUUGAGCCUGGAGGAUGGGGUAGCAGCGAUGGAGAUGUCCGCAUUCAUUUGAUCUAUAAAUCUGCAGGACAAGAGGGGCUUCAUGCUCUCCUCAACGGUGCACUUCCAGAACCCCCCUUUCCCAGCCCUCCUUUUCCUGGGUCAAAAGUUGUUCACACGAGAAAAAAGAGACAGGUUUCACAUACGUCAAGAAGUGUAGAGGAUGAGGCCAAAUACAUCGAGCUAAUGGUGAUCAAUGACCAUCUUAUGUACAAGAAGUUUCGGCUUUCCAUUGGGCACACAAAUAACUAUGCUAAGUCAGUGGUCAAUAUGGCUGACAUGAUUUUCAAGGAACAGCUUAAUACCCGUAUUGUGCUUGUAGCCAUGGAAACGUGGUCAGCUGACAACAAGUUUAACAUCGACGAUGACCCCAUGGUGACGCUGAGGGAGUUCAUGAAGUACAGAAAAGACUUCAUCAAGGAGAAAUGCGACUCUGUUCACCUCUUCUCAGGGAAUCGGUUUCACAGCAGCUGGGGAGGAGCUUCCUACAUGGGAGGAGUUUGCUCCCUGACUAAAGGAGGGGGAGUCAAUGAGUACGGUAAAACAGAUGAGAUGGCCAUAACGCUUGCUCAGUCUCUCGGUCAGAACAUCGGCAUCUUCUCUGACAAGAAGAGGAUCCUUAAUGGCGAGUGCAAGUGUGAUGAUCGAUGGUCAGGCUGCAUUAUGGAUGAUGUUGGCUUCUACCUGCCCAAGAGGUUCUCUGACUGUAACGUGGAGGAGUACCACAACUUCCUAAACAGUGGAGGAGGAGCCUGUCUGUUCAACAAACCCUUGAAGCUGUUGGACCCUCCGGUGUGUGGAAACGGCUUUGUGGAGCCAGGAGAGGAGUGCGACUGUGGCAGCCCAGCGGAGUGUGCCAGAGAGGGGGAGGCCUGCUGCAAGAUGUGCACCCUGACACAAGGUUCCAAGUGCAGCAAUGGACUCUGCUGCAACAGCUGCCAGAUGGAGUUCAUGGGAGUUGUGUGCAGAGAUGCAGUGAAUGACUGUGACAUCCCCGAAAACUGCACGGGCAACUCAAGCCAGUGUCCACAAAAUGUGCACAAGAUGGACGGCUACACAUGUGAAAAAGAUCAGGGUCGUUGCUUCAAUGGAAGGUGCAAAACCAAAGACAGGCAGUGCAAGUACAUCUGGGGAGAGAAGGCAACAGCUGCUGACAAGUUCUGUUACGAGAAGUUAAACAUCGAAGGGACGGAGAAGGGAAACUGUGGGAAGGACAAGGACACCUGGAUCCAGUGUAACAAACAAGAUGUUCACUGUGGCUACCUGCUGUGCUCCAACAUCUCACCUGCCCCACGCUUGGGAGAGCUGCAGGGAGGCCUGACCUCUUUCUCAGUGGCCCGUCACAGUGCUUCUCUGGACUGCAGUGGUGCUCACGUGGUGAUCGAUGGAGACACUGAUCUUGGAUACGUCGAGGACGGGACAGCCUGUGGGACAGACCGCAUCUGUUUCAACCACAAAUGUCUGCCAGUCCAGCAGUUCAACUUCAGCACCUGCCCGGGCACCACCGACAAGACCAUCUGCUCAGGACACGGGGUGUGCAGCAGUGAGCUGAAGUGUGUGUGCUACCUGGGCUGGGCAGGAGAGGACUGUAACUCCACGUCUCCUCUCAGUUUUCUAGUGGUGGGGCCGACUGCCUCAGUCUCAGGUAUCACCAGUACCAACAUCAUCAUCGGGGCCAUCGUGGGCUCCAUCCUCGUCCUCGCCCUCGUCAUGGCCGCCACAGCCUGGUGUUACAAGAGCUACAAGCACAGACGCUAUGUUGAGUCUGUGGUUCACAGAAGAUUCUGCCGACAAAUGCCCCCAGGUGACUAUGUCACAAAGCCAGGGGACACAGACUCCAUUUACAGCGGCAUGCCCCCUGGAGUCAGCACAAACUCUGGCUGCAGCUCCAAGAAGAGGUCAGCCUGUCAGUCCCUGCAGAUUUUCACCCUCACCUUCACUCCCUCCAUCCCAUCCAUUUCUCAGAACAUGUCACUGUUUGGCUUCAGAUCUAAUGGGCUAUCCCACUCAUGGAGUGAGAGAAUCCCAGACGCUAAACACAUCUCUGACAUCUGUGAAAACGGUCGACCGAGGAGCAACUCAUGGCAAGGAAAUCUGAGUGGAAAUCGCAAGAAACUGAAAGGAAAGAAGUUCCGUGCUCGCUCCAACUCCACAGAGACGUUAUCCCCUGCAAAGUCGCCAACUUCCUCUACAGGAUCUAUUGCGUCCAGCAGGAGGUACCCGUACCCCAUGCCCCCCCUCCCUGAUGACCACAGGAAAGGCAACAGGCAGAGUGCCAGGCUGUGGGAAACUUCAAUAUAACACCCGUGUUACCCACUCUGCAAAAGACCUUAAGGAACUACACUCGUGUCUCCUUUUCUACGAAUGAAAAACACAAAAAUGAAACAAAAUUGACUGUAAACAAUGAAACAGAGAGAGACCCCCCACUGGAUUGCAACUAGGCAAAGGUGUGUGUGAGUGUGUGUGUCCAAGCAUCUCCGAGGCUGUCUCGUCCGACAGCGUCAUUCAGUGGAUCUCUACUAGAAGGAGACGUCGGAGAAACCACUACAUCCACUCCAGGCCAGCUGGAGCUCAGACUGAGCUGUUCCUGUCCGCUCAGGCCUCCCAUACAGGACUGGAAAACCCUUCCUCUCCCACCCACCCCUAGCUUUGUGUCCUGACAUCUUAAACCCUGUCACAUCCCCCUUCAACCCCAUUCUCAUCACUUCAACACCACUGUUGCCCCUCCGUUGUUUGGAGCUCCUCUCUAAAAAAAAAGGAGACAGAGCAGGUCAUUGCAUCAAACUGCAUCGCUGGAUUUUGUUGGACGCACGUGAUUCAUUGUAGAAACUCCGACACUGUAUGCAUGAGACAACCCUGUGUAUCAGCAACCUCCUCCUACUGAAAAGACGAGAAGAACCGUUGUCUGAUCUGAAAGGAAAGCAUGCGAGGGGGCAGUGAUUUUAUGCCUUCUGUAGGCCUAGAUGCUUUCUCUCCACUAUAGGUAACCCAUAUCGUAUCACCAUUUAUAGACCAUAACCAAUAACAUGGACCCAACCUGACCCUGUCCGUUUUGAGCGUGUGUAAAUAUGUACAGUGAAAUACACACAGAGUAUGCUUUUGCUUUUAUUUUGAAGGGGGUACAAAAAUGGAGUCUCCUCUCUCCUCUUCCUGUCGUACCGUGUCGUAGACAGUUUCUGUAGGUAAGUGUAGAGACCCCGCACUCGUUCUUCUGUCUGUGAUUCUAUUUUCCGUCCUCUUUUCUUUCCUCCCUCUGGCUUCUUCCUGUGUGACUGUGACCUAAAUAGCUCCCUCCAUCCACAGCAGAAUGUAAACAUGUUUUUUUUUGUUAUCUAGGUACAGGUUUCAUCCUUAUCUGGGAGAAAUACACACAUCCAGACAUGAUUGAGGACGUAUUGGUGGAAAUGUGACUGUGGCACAUUGAGAGUGUUGCUGAAGCAGAGCUGAUGAGUAUUAUUUAGGGUCAUUUCAAUAGUUAAACAUGCCAUUUCUGAGUGAAAUUAAUGGACUGAGAUGUGUUUCGUGUAGUUGUAGGUGUGCCACUUUCACUUGUGUGGUUUUUGGAAGUUUUCCAUCGAUUAGUGUUAAGAAGUAUUAAGUUCUCAUGAUUCUAACUGGACUCCUGGGUCAUUUAGGUAAUGAGAAUGAAAGUCACCAAUGUGAAUGAGGUCGUUGGCCGAAAUCUGUGAGAAUCUGGAAUUGAAAAAUGUGCAUUUUGGAUUUAGCUGUAAUGGCAGAGAUAUUUAGCCUUGUAAAUGAUUAAACUAUGCUGUACAGUGCUUGCUGUUUGAGCUUGUGAAGACCAACAGCAUGACAGUUCUAUUUUAAAUUAAGUUAUUUCUCCAGGUAGGCUGUUUGUGAGACUGUAAUGGGAAAGAGCAUGAAAGACUUUUUUCCCUCAGUCAGCAAAGUCGGGACAAUUCAUGGGGAUUAAAAUGAUUGAGAAUGAGUUUUUGUGCUUUGACUGAUGCCUGUGUUGCUAUUUAAGGUGGAUUUAUCAGAAUUUUUUCUUAUAUCACUCCCAGAAGCAAGUUCUUUGUACAGUUAGAGCUCAGAUUGUUGUCUUAAGGCCUCCUGUUUGCCAUCCUGCUGUUGUUGAGUUUUUAUUCCUGUGUGAGCACUCUUUCAUUUGUAAUCCAUGUAUGAGUUAGGACUGUAUAGGUAAUACAACCUUCACAAUAUUGGAUUAAUAUUGCUACAAGUAUCUUUUUUAUCAAGUACCUUUGUAACGUCCACUUUUUUCUCAGCAUUAUGUACAGCAUUGAUUCAAACAGUAAUUAAGUGCAUUAUUGUGGUUAUGUGUGUUCAUGAGUUUGAAUGGAGACAUGUUGAGUUUUUCUAAAACACAAAUUUGUCCCCAGGCAAACAGCGGGGUCAUUCCUCUGGCAUGUGCUAAUCUGUAUCAUAUAAAGUUUGGACACACAUAAUGUUGUAAAUGAGAUGUGUACGGGCUCAUGAUUUGCCUUCUACCUGAGCCUUCUUCUUUGCUCUGGUCUUCUUUUAGUAUUGUCAGUGUUUAGAUGCCCAGUCAGGUGUCCUGGGCUACCCAAGGCUGUAGAGCGCAGUAUCUCAGAGUCCUUGAUUAUAUUUUUAACAUCAUAUAUCGUGCUACAGCGAAACAUUCUUUCCGGUGUCACGGACAUUGCACCGCUGAGGAGGGGACGCCACAGGCUACAGUGUUUUCUGUCAAUGUACAGCUGUCAAUUUUUCGAACAUAUCUGACUGUGUGCACAGUCGAGCCAACAGAUCCUGACUGAGGAUAAUUACGGCAAAAAGUCCCCACAGAUGAGCCGUGUGUCUCCAUCUGGGCAGAGACUUGAAUGUAUUAAGUGUACUGGAGAACACCAACCAACCAGUCUCACCCUUUCGACCUGCUGCCGGACACAUCAGCCCUCUGCUGCAGGAAGAAUGAGGACCCUACAUGUGCGAGUUCAAAACUAAAUACUGCAGUUGCUUUUUCUUUUUUUUCUUUAAUUUUUGCCUGUAUGCUGUACAGACUGAUGAUGCAAAAAUCAAUGCCAUUAUUUUCCUUUCUCCUAAUCAUUCAGUAUUGUAAUAUAUUUAAUAUAAAAUAAAACUUUCAUCAACA